CAGAUCUCGUGAUACUAGAACGAGAUCGACAGUUAGCCUGAGUCACUGCAGUGAGAUGGAAGUAGCACGUUAGCUUAGUUUUUUCUUCGUUUUGGUCACAAACAGUUUUGGCGACAUGCAGGUUCAAGAUUUUCCAGACUCUAAAACUGCUUUUGAAGUUUUUUCUGAAGAGAACAAACCAGAGAUGCCUGUCACCUUCCCGAAAUCUGCUUCUGACAGCCAUCUUCUGCAGUCUGACAUGCGGCUGAUGUUGGUGAAUAAGGAAGAAAUGCCCCUUGAACAGGAGGAGUUGAAUCUGAUCGUUGACCAGAAGGACAUUAAAGAGGAACAGUGGACAAGUCAAGAGGGACAUCAGGUUCAUCAACUGGAGGAGCUUGACACAAAGUUACCUUUCACUAUUGUCCUUAUGAAGAGUGAAAAUGUUGAAGAAAAACCAAAGGUUCUUCACAUACUUACUGAGAACACAAAGACGGAGCCUCUAAUUGGUAGCUUAAAUGCAGAUAGAACACUGACAGCAAAAGCUGAUGAAGUGGACAACAGUGGACCACAACCAAGUACUAACUUGAGUCCAUAUAGUUGUUUACAACCAAAUACUAAGUUCAGGCCUUCAGACAGUUCUGAAACGACCGAUAAUUGUGAAAGGAAGCAGAUCAAAGAACAUUGUUCAGGUUUUAACUGCCUGAAAAACAGUGACAUCUCUGGUGACAUCAGGAAUAAUUCCUCUGAAUGUGAAAAAGCAUUGCAUCACAUGAACUUUUCAAAGGAACAUGGGAGAAUGCAAGCCAGUGUAAAACAUUUUGGCUCUCCUGAGUGGGAUGAAAUGUGGAGACAAAAGGGCCACCUGACCAGAAAAAGAAGUGAUACAGGAGCGAAAAUGUUUGGUUGCUUUGAAUGUGGUAAAAGAUUCAGAGAUAAAAGCGAUCGGGACAGACAUAUGAGAAUUCAUACAGGAGAGAAGCUAUUUGGCUGUCCUGAGUGUGGAAAAAGAUUUCGAGAUAAAAAUAAUGUGAAUGUACACAUGAGAAUUCAUACUGGGGAAAAACCAUUUUGCUGCUGUGAGUGUGGUAAAAGAUUUGGGGUAAAAAGCAAUUUGAACAACCACAUGAGAAUUCAUACAGGAGAGACUCCAUUUAGCUGCUUUGAGUGUGGUAAAAGCUUUCAAGAUAAAAACAAUCUGAACAAACACAUCAGAAUUCAUACAGGAGAGAAACCACAUGCCUGUGCUGAGUGCGGUAAACGAUUUCAAGAUAAAGCAUAUCUCAACAUUCACAUGAGAAUUCACACAGGAGACAAACCAUUUGUCUGUUCUGAGUGUAGUAGAAGAUUUCGAGAAAAAGCCCAAUUGAAGAUACAUAUGAGAAUUCAUACAGGUGAAAAACCAUUUAGCUGCUCUGAGUGCAGUAAAAGAUUUCGAGAAAAAGCCUACUUGGACAGCCACGUGAGAAUGCAUACAGGAGAGAAACCAUUUAGCUGCUCUGAGUGUAGUAAAACCUUUAGAGAAAAAGCCCAUUUGGACAGACACCUGAAAAUUCAUACCGGUGAGAAACCAUUUGGCUGUUCUGAGUGCAUUAAAUGUUUUCGCGAAAAAGACAGUUUGAUGAGACACAUGAUAAUUCAUACCGGAGAGAAACCAUUUUGUUGUUCUGAGUGUGGUAAGCGAUUUGGAGGAAAAGGAGAAGUGAACACACACAUGAGAAUUCAUACAGGGGAGAAACCAUUUGGCUGUUUUGUGUGUGAUAAAAGAUUUCGUCAAAAAGGCCAUCUGGAUAACCACAUGAGAAUUCAUAAAGGAGAGAAAUCAUUUGGCUGUCCUGUCUGUGGAAAAAGAUUUCGAAGAAAAGGUGAUGUGACCAGACAUGUUAAAAUUCAUACAGGAGAGAAACCAUUUGCCUGUUCUCUGUGUAGUAAAGGAUUUGGAGAUAAGCGUGGUCUGAACAGACACAUGCAAACACAUACAGAACAGCCCCCAGGUCUGGGGCCCAUUGCAUUCUAUAAAAAAGAAAUCCAAGAGAGCGAAUUUGGUUUUAAGACCUGAAAAUGCAACUCAGCCAUUCAUGUCCAAUUUUAAAUAGCGAGGAAGGGUGAAUUACACUUGUGGCAGAAUGCACUCCAGCUGUACUUAUGCAUAGCUAUUCAGCCUUUCAGAUAUCACAAAACUGCCAAAAUGUAGUUUCUAUUGAAAUCCAAGCAUUAGAAUGUUUAUUUUUGUAAUGUGUUGCAAAAUUACAGCUUAUUUGAAUAAAAACAUUUUUCCUGGGUGGAAUUCCAUAAUAAAUACGAGGU
This is a messenger RNA of Thalassophryne amazonica, 2283 nucleotides long. RefSeq names its product gastrula zinc finger protein XlCGF57.1-like. Gene Ontology annotation, cellular component: nucleus. Gene Ontology annotation, biological process: regulation of cytokine production; central nervous system development; regulation of immune system process. The transcript has 3 exons. The record is from RefSeq and is a predicted model, not a curated record. NCBI's taxonomy places the organism in Eukaryota, Metazoa, Chordata, Actinopteri, Batrachoidiformes, Batrachoididae. Bases 116 to 2035 code for a protein of 639 amino acids. Gene Ontology annotation, molecular function: DNA-binding transcription factor activity, RNA polymerase II-specific; RNA polymerase II cis-regulatory region sequence-specific DNA binding.